UUUAUGUAAAAGGGUGAGCGCGGGGUCUCCUGGGAAGUCAUGGCGUCGCUGAAUUGUAAGACAGCGGUCUGUGUGAUCUGUUUGGAGAAGCCGAAAUACCGUUGCCCGGCUUGCCGCGUGCCCUAUUGCUCGGUCACCUGUUUCCAGAAGCACAAAGAGCAGUGCAACUCUGAAGCCCGUCCUGUUGAGAAGAGCAGAGCAGUGGCGCCUGUGAGGUCUGAGGAGAACAAAGAUGAUGACUCCUCUGUAGCUGAUUUCCUCAACAGUGAUGAGGAAGACGACAGAGUGUCUCUGCAGAAUUUAAGAAAUUUAGGUGAAUCGGAAACUUUAAGAAGCUUACUGCUCAACCCGCACCUGAGGCAGCUGAUGAUUAACCUCGAUCAGGGAGACAAUAAGGCAAAGCUGAUGAGAGCAUGCAUGCAGGAGCCCUUGUUCGUGGAGUUUGCUGACUGCUGUUUAAGUAUCGUGGAACCAUCCCAGAAGAGGGAUUCUUAAAACUGGAUGUGCUCUUUGCUCAAACUGCCUGCUGCUGCUCCUAAGAGGCUGUUUUCAAGGCUACCUUACUUACGUAGCACAUGUGAGUCUUCAUCAUUUGGCUUGCUGCAGAGCCUUCAUGAAGAGUAAACUUGUAGCCCUGGAGUGAUAGCUCAGCCGUUAAGAGCACUGACUGCUUUUCCAGAGGACCCCAAUUUUCAGCACCUACUUGACUACUUACAACUGUAAUUAGUCUCAGAGGAUCUGACACCCCUUUCUGGCCUCUGCAGGUACUGUAUGUAUGUGGCACACAGCCAUAUGUACAGGGAAAACUCCUACAUACAUAAAAUACUUUAAAACAAAAACAAAAAGUUGGCUAUUUAUAUGUUUAGAUGGUGGAUCGAAAUUUUAUUUCUUUUACAGUUCAGAAUUACAUCAUAAAUACCAAGUGUAUCCAUUUGAAUUAAAAACUGAUAGUGUUACUAAAUUUAAGGCAUGGUUCUCUUGACCGUGUAUUGUUCAUUGUUCUUGGUAACAUUAAAUAAAUCAGUUUAUUAAAUA
This is a messenger RNA of Mastomys coucha (southern multimammate mouse), 1035 nucleotides long. RefSeq names its product zinc finger HIT-type containing 3 (gene Znhit3). Gene Ontology annotation, cellular component: pre-snoRNP complex; nucleus. The transcript has 5 exons. Lineage: Eukaryota; Metazoa; Chordata; Mammalia; Rodentia; Muridae. The coding region runs from base 40 to 495 and encodes 151 amino acids. The record is from RefSeq and is a predicted model, not a curated record. Gene Ontology annotation, biological process: snoRNA localization; maturation of LSU-rRNA from tricistronic rRNA transcript (SSU-rRNA, 5.8S rRNA, LSU-rRNA); box C/D snoRNP assembly. Gene Ontology annotation, molecular function: protein binding.